Cyprinodon variegatus (sheepshead minnow) is the source of this 2616-nucleotide messenger RNA. It is a transcript of the gene ccdc15, whose product is annotated as coiled-coil domain containing 15. Gene Ontology annotation, cellular component: centrosome. Bases 21 to 1316 code for a protein of 431 amino acids. The transcript has 10 exons. The record is from RefSeq and is a predicted model, not a curated record. NCBI's taxonomy places the organism in Eukaryota, Metazoa, Chordata, Actinopteri, Cyprinodontiformes, Cyprinodontidae.
AGCAGCGUUUUCUGUUACCGAUGAGUGCUAACCGUGUUAGAACUCCGAAAACCUGCAGGAAGAAAUUCCCAGGGACCAGGAGCAGCCUGCAGGUUCCCUUAAAGGCCAGUAAGGUGCUGGCUGAGAGGAACCAGGCAGUGGUGGCGGUUGGAGCCUGGGUGGAGGACGGACAGGAUUUCCUAGAGCACCCGGCUGCGCUCGCUGUACUAACUGAAGAGCUACAAGCACAGAUUAGAAGGGAGAACGAAGACAGCCUGAGGCGGUUUCAAGAUGAAGUACGGCGGCGAGUGGCACAUCAGGCUCACCGCAGCAAGAGACGACAGCAGAAUCACGCGCAUCCCUCGGUCAUAUCUCACAGAAGAUUCCCACAUUAUCAGGUGGUGACCCACCAAGUGUUUGAUAGUGAGGAGAACAUCCCCUCAGGAAGUGCUGCACAGCACAGAACCUCCCCACAGUCUAGGGACCCUAUGAGGCAGGUCAGACUCAGACUGGCCGCCUGUCGCCUGAUCCAGCAAGAGGAAACGGCAUCAGACCUUCCAGGGGGCAGAUGGAACAUCUCUCCAACCAGACAUGCGAAUCAGAGAUCUGGUGCUCAGGGGCAGAGAACAGAGCGCGAUGUUCUGGAGGAUGAAGGAGAGGAAGCCAGAGAUCCUCCUCUCUUUGGCAGUCAACAUGAAUGCCCCCUUGUUCAACAGAAGGUGGGCAAACAUGCUUUUUUGGAUCUUGAUGAUUUGCACUCAGAUCACAGUUCUGCUCGAAGCCUAAGUGUCCCAAGGGUUCUCUGGCCAAUGAUGAAUCAAGAAAAAGUAAAAAAGCAGCGUCAGGCUCAGUUUUUGAUACACCGGCGUCAGGCCAUGAGCACAGAACGGGAGCAGGUGAAGGAGAACAAGCAACUCAGGAAACACCUGAAGAGGACUGCAAGGAUCAAAGCAGAGAAAGAAAAGGUUCGUCAGGAGGAGGAGAUGAAACUAGAAAGAGCUCGGAUGCUUGCAGAAGCCAGGCAGAGACUGGAGGAGAGAGAGCUGCAGAUUCUGGAGCGUCUGAAGCUGGAAGAGGAGCAGAGAGCUGAGCAGCUGCAAAAGAGGAACAAGGAGGAGCCGAGGAGAGACUCUGCAAGGUUUGUUGAAUCUCUGAGAGCUCAGCUGAAGGAGCGCCUGUCUCAGACAAAGCUGGAGCUCCCUCCUCUCUGCUGCUGUGCCUCCUCUUUUUGGGAUUCCCACCCUGAUACCUGUGCCAACAACUGUUCCUUCCACAACAAUCCCAGAGCAUAUGCCAAAGCUCUACGUUCAACGCUGGUGAGUUUGGAUCUACAGUGAACGGAGCUGCAUUGACCUAAUGGAGAUGGCUUCUUUUCAAACACACUAAUCCAAACUAUCCGAAAGACUAAAUCUGGAUUAUUGCAUAUUUACCUUGCAGAAUAAUUAGUUUAAUGUAACUUUCCCUACAUGUUAUUUUAUUGUUUAAAUGAAACACUUAUUGGAAAAUUAAGUCUCCACCUUGACUUUUCUGGACUGUUCUGAAUUUUGCUAAUUUUAUUCAUGUAUUUAUUGUAAGUUAUGAGGUUUGUUAAUAUUUGAGCUGUGUGCAGCUAAUGAUUAACAUAACUUAAAAGAAUCAGAAACUCAAUCAGGGAUUUAGUAUCUGUUUAAACUUGAACUCUGCUCUGUUUUACUGGGCAGGUUUACAAGAUUUGACCUGUACUGCUGUUUUUUUCCAUCUCUUUCAAAGAAGUAUUAAAAAUAACAUCUCACAUGUGUCUGUGUGUACCUGCUGGUUUACUGAUGCUUUCAGUCAGUUAGUCAUUUAUAGUUUUUUUUUGUUUUUUUUUUGAAAGGCCAUAUCAAAUAUCUUGUGAAUUUCUAUUUAAACCAUAAUGUAAAAAAAGACAUUUUGCAAUUUUCAAAGAUUGUCAGAAAUGUGUUAAAGUGCAGAAUGUUCUCUAGUGCAUCGAUUAAAACGUGACACCAAAACAAAACAGAGGACUGCCAGCUAUCGCUAAGAUUUAUUUGAAUAUUACUAAACAAUGCUGACCAUUUUAAAGUGGUUCUAUUGACCAUCCAUCCAUCCGUGAUAAAAAAACAAAACAGAUCUUUGUAAUUUGAGCCACAUGCUGCCAUAUGUCUGUUUAUCUCUUUGUUUUCUACAUUUCCUUCAUUUGCUGUUUGACUGGCCUGAUUAUUAGUAUUAUUACGUCUGUUUUUUUUAUUGUUAUAAAUGAAGCUUAAGCAUAUAUUCAAUCUGGAGGACUCUGAUCAGCCUCACCUUUAUCACCUGCUGGAGUCCUCCCUUCAAACCUCAGCCAGUCAGCCUCGGGGCCGCACCUUCCCUGGAGCCAAUCGAUUUGCAAGGUGUCCUUCCAGCGUCAUUCCAUGUCUCCUGCUCACCAGCCCUCUCUCUACCCAUCUCCCCCCUCGUUCCCCAAGAAGUGACUCUGGACAGGAACCAUCCGAUUCAUCCUGGGCUUAUUAAACCAUCAGUGUCCGUACACCGGGGAAAGUCUUAUCCUCUCUCUGUUAAAUCAACCGAUCUGAUCAUCCAUCAGCUCUGAACACAAAGGUUUCAGCCGGUGUCCGAGCACCAAAGAACUUAUAUAUUAUUCAUGGAAAUAAACGAUUC